GACUAUUAACAAAGAUCUCAAUGAAUACUGCUUCCACACCUCACGGAGUGCUUUGUCAAAGUUUAUUCUGAGUUUAACCAUUAAUUCCAGAGGCUAUUGACGAGGGCUAUUCAGGGAGACAGAUUGUAGUAGCAGAGAGAAAGGCAGAAAGAAAACAACCAUGUCAGACGUUGGGGAAAUCAUCAAAGCUCUCAAUGAUUUUGGAAGGUUCCAGCGUUGGCUGGUGUUGAUGAUCACUGUAACCACACCUGUCAUUGGUUUUCAUAUGUUCAGCCAAUUAUUCAUGGUAAUUCCGGUGUCUCAUUACUGCAACACGAGCUGGUUGGACACCAUCAGCUUGAACUUGACCGAAGAGGAGCAGCUGAAUUUGACCAUUCCCCGAAAACCUGAUGGGACCUUAGAACAAUGUCUCAUGUAUACUCCCGUGGACAGCAACCUCGAGACCAUCCUGCAAUCUGGAUUGAAUUCAACAGAGAAGUGCCAAGAUGGAUGGAUCUAUCCUUCUAAGCCAAAACCUUCUCUGGUUACCCAGUUCAACCUCGUAUGCGACAGGAAGGAUUUAAUUGAUAUCUCACAGUCCAUCUUCAUGUCGGGCCUCCUUGUUGGAGCAAUGGUGUUGGGGCCGUUAAGUGACUGGUAUGGCCGACGACCCAUUGCCUUGUUUUCUCUGUUCCUUGAAGGAGUGUCUGGAGUUGCUGCAGCCUUUGUCCCCAAUUUCUACCUCUACUGUGCACUCCGAUUUCUGCUGGGGGCUGCUCUUUCUGGAAUCACAAUAAGCAGCGUAGCUCUGUGCACUGAAUGGGUUGGAGUUGCCUAUCGUCCGCACACCAUUAUCAUCACUCAUGUGACCUUUGCUUCUGGACAGAUGAUCCUGGCUGGCUUAGCUUAUGGCCUUCAGGACUGGCGGCAUCUUCAGAUUGCUGGCUCUGCCCCAAUUUUUAUUUUUUUUUUCUACAUAUGGGUCCUUCCUGAGUCCGCUCGGUGGCUUGUGACAAAAGGGAAGAUAGAGGAAGCUAAAAAGCUCCUCCAAAAAGCAGCCUCUGUGAACAAACGAACCAUCCCUCUGAAACUGUUAGAGCAGCUGAAACCUGAAAAGAAAACCAAAUCAGCAACAGUUUUGGAUCUCCUCAGGAAUCCCCAUUUAGCGAAGACAACUCUCGUAAUUUCCUCACUCUGGUUUGUCAAUAGUUUGGCCUACUAUGGAUUAAGCCUGAAUGUUGGUAGCUUCGGCUUGAAUAUCUACUUGACACAAGUCAUCUUUGGGGCUGUUGAAAUCCCAGCCCGGAUCUUUUGCAUCUUCCUUAUGCAGUGGUUGGGGAGGAAGAAAUGUCAAUGUUUUUGUCUCCUCCUUGGGGGAACCGUUUCUCUUCUGAUCACCGCCGUUCCCAAAGAUUUGCCUGUGGUGAUGACAAUGCUAGCUGUCCUUGGAAAGUUCACCAUGGCGGGAUCCUUUUCAACAUCCUAUGUGUAUUCUGCAGAGCUGUUCCCAACUGUUAUCCGGCAGACUGGACUUGGAGUAUGCCAGAUGACAUCCAGGGUGGCUGGAAUAAUCUCCCCAUUGGUUGGUCUCCUGGGGAAAUAUCACACCUCUCUCCCCGUGGCGACCUUCGGAAGUGCAGCCGUCCUUGGUGGAAUCUUUUCUCUCCUUCUUCCAGAGACCCUUGGCAAAGAACUUCCCGAUCAUGUGGAUGAUUUGGCCCACAAACCAAGGCAGAGCCAAGCAGCCAACAGCAGCGUGGAAAAUGGAUGUGCAAAACCAAAUAAAAACAAUAGCAUUAGUGGAACGAUAACAGCCACACGUUUCUAAGCUGGUGCCAGGACUGAUCCAGUGUGUCAAGGAUAAAGAUUGGAGAAAACCUGGUAGAUUUCUCUGUACUGUGAGCAGAGUGGGUUAAGCAAAGUGACUGUCUUUUACACAUUAGGCUAAAACAUAACAUGGUUAUGUGGUUUGGCUUAACGUGUUCCAUGAAUCUAACCUGUGUGGACUGUAAGUUGUGUCUUAGGCCAUAAAAUGAUGGAUAAGAUCAGCCAAUGUUGGUUUAGUCAAGGAACCGUGGUUUAGCAUAAUGUGCGCACCAGGAUAUCAAGUACACCAGUUGCCUUCAAUGGGACUUCUUUUGCUAAUAAUGAUUAAUCUAUCCUCUUGGACCUAUUCUUAAUGUAGUGCCAAUUCACUAAUCUUCUUUAAAGCUUUUUUUUUAGUUAGUUAGUUUGGAUUGUUAGUUAGUUUUUUUUAAAGGAAAUCAGUUUAAACUCUGGUUAGUUUAUAAUUCAGUGAGUUAAUUCUGUAACCACAUGCAAGACAGAGAGGAAAAAAUGAAUCAGGGUUAACUCUAUCCAGUUUUAGAGAGUUGUGAAAAUACAGCCAGUGAUUCUCUAGGAUUCAGAAAUCCUUUCUAUCCUGGAGACUGAACCUGGUGCCCUGGCAUGAGAUGUAUCUACUCUACCUUUAAAGUCUGUACCACAUGAAAACCAAAUAUGCAAUUAGCAAUUGUGUGGUUGUUUUUAAAGGAAAUUGUAGGCGAGGACCUCUUGUUCUGGAAUGGGACCAAGGGCUUUAACUUUGCCCCCUCCUCCAGAUGAUCUCAGUCCAAAUUGUCACCAUUCCACACCAGCAAUUUACUUUUUGUUCCUGACUUUGGUUUGGAAGAAGUUUGGAAACUUUUUUUUUAAGGAAGAGGUUGGUUGUGCUCUUGAGUUGUUUGUUCUACAGGUCUGCCACACCCAAAUCUCUGGAAGUUCUUUGAUUCUCCUAAAUAAGGCUUCCUUUGGAAAAAAAACCAUUUCUUCAAAAAGAAAGGUUGGUGUCGUGAGUGCCAACAAAAUUGAAGCCAAGAAAUGCAAAUGUUAAGAAGGAGGAGGAGGAGGAGUAUUUAGGGCAGAAAUAUCAAAACGAUAUAAAAAAAAAAUGCUUUGGUUGCUCAUCCCCCCCAAGCUAAGGGGGCAACCCACAUAAAAAGCAGCCCAUGGAAAAUUGAAUAUGCUCAGUAGCUUUCAGUUAAAACAGAAGAUGGACAAGGAGGAGAUAUAUAAAAUGGGGCUGGGAAUCCUCAGGCAAUGGUAUUGAGUGUUACAAUAAAAGUAUUACAAAUAUA
Python bivittatus (Burmese python) is the source of this 3095-nucleotide messenger RNA. RefSeq names its product solute carrier family 22 member 13-like. Gene Ontology annotation, biological process: transmembrane transport. NCBI's taxonomy places the organism in Eukaryota, Metazoa, Chordata, Lepidosauria, Squamata, Pythonidae. The record is from RefSeq and is a predicted model, not a curated record. Gene Ontology annotation, cellular component: membrane. Gene Ontology annotation, molecular function: transmembrane transporter activity.